GCAAUAAAUACUAUAAUAUAAAAACACACAGAUGUCAAAGAUUAAAUAGAGAUAUAGUUUGUAAGAACUGCUGGAUAAAUUUAAUCUGAUUUGUAGGUUUCUAUCUGCAUAUGUAAUUGGAUAAUUUUAUUGGAUAUCUUCAUGAAGAUAUAUAAAAGGAGAUUGCUCUUCUCGCGCUUGUACUGUCCAUUGGCGUGAUACAGUACCAUUACAGGAUAUUCCGUACAACAGAGUAUUGAUGUUUUACAAAUUGAAGAUUUCUAUUACCUUAAACUCAGAAUCCAGCAGAAGCAAUUAUACUUCAAACAAUUUAAACGUUAAAAAGAAAAUGGAGUCUCUCAUUACAUUAGGUAUCGAAAAUUUAACUUCGAUCGUUUUACCCGGACAUUCCACCUUGGUACUUGAUGUGUUAACAACAAUUAAAGAACCUCAAGCUAUGCGACAGAUCAUGAGUUUUACUAAUCAAACUGUAGUAAAUAAAGUACCUCCAGACAUGCUGCAUUUAGUCGAUCCACAUUGGUAUCAGUUUCCACCAAUGGAUCCAUUGUGGCACAAAAUUCUUGGCCUUGUAAUGAUUGUGUUAGGAUUUAUGGGAUGGACUGGCAAUGGUGUUGUAGUGUAUAUUUUUCUGAUGACACCUUCCCUAAGAACACCAAGCAAUCUAUUAGUAAUAAAUCUGGCUUUCUCGGACUUCAUCAUGAUGAUGAUUCAGUCACCUCCUAUGGUAAUAAACUGCUACUACGAGACCUGGGUGUUAGGACCGUUGAUGUGCGAUGUAUACGCCAUGGUUGGUUCUCUAUGUGGAUGUGCCUCAAUUUGGACCAUGACUGCUAUUGCUUCAGAUCGAUAUAAUGUUAUAGUAAAGGGUAUGGCUGGCAACCCACUCACUAUUAAAAAAGCUCUACUUGAAAUUUUAAUAAUCUGGCUGUUUGCCUUGUUAUGGACAAUUUUUCCAAUGGUGGGAUGGAACAGAUAUGUACCUGAAGGCAAUAUGACCGCCUGUGGUACGGAUUAUCUCACUAAAGAGUGGAGUUCCAAGUCGUACAUCUUAGUGUACUCAGUGUUUGUAUAUUAUAUUCCACUUUUCACUAUCAUUUACAGCUAUUACUUUAUCGUGUCGGCAGUAGCUACGCAUGAGAAAGCAAUGAGGGAACAGGCAAAGAAAAUGAAUGUCCAAUCUUUAAGAUCGGGAGACAAUCAAAAUGUGAGCGCAGAAGCAAAGCUGGCGAAGGUAGCCUUGAUGACCAUUUCUUUGUGGUUCAUGGCAUGGACACCGUACUUGGUCAUCAAUUAUACUGGUGUUUUCGGUAUUGCUACUAUCAGUCCUCUUUUUACCAUUUGGGGAUCUCUCUUUGCAAAAGCAAAUGCUAUAUAUAAUCCAAUUGUUUAUGGAAUUAGUCAUCCGAAAUACAGAGCAGCGCUAAAAGAGAAGCUACCCUGCCUUGUAUGUGGUUCCACUGAAAAGCCUGCUGCAAAAGCCGUAGCGGAAACAACUUCUAUUUCGACAGCAGCGUAGUUUUUCUCAUUAUAAAUUAUAAAUUUGAAACAUUGUGAUAUAAUUCAGUUAGAACGAAUAUAUUCGGAAUAUACGUGAACGAAUCAGUGCAUCAUGUAAUAAAUUUCCAAAUAACAUGAAAAUUUGUAAUCUGUAAAGCUUCAAUAGCUGUUGUAGAUAGCCAAUUGUGUAACAGCUACGUACACGGAAUUUUGAGGAAACUAAAAGUCUUACUUUAUACGUCAUUCUUUCAGUUUUUAUGUUUGCUCUUCUGUUUUUCUUGUUACUGUAAGUGUUAAAUAUUACCUUUGCAAAAAUGAGUGAUAGAGUGCACUAAUAUAUAUCCAGAAGAAUGUUAUUCAAAAAAAGCAAAAAAAAAAAAUUAUUUUGACUUAUUUGAGUUUAGAAAAAUUGAUCUUAAAGUAUAUAUGUAUGUAAUAUAACAAAAAAAUGUGUUAAAUGAUAAUAAUACAGAGAUUCAUAUUCACCGAAUUUUGUCAUGGUUCAAUUAAAACUCCCUUAUAUAUUUUUGCCUGCAGAGAAUUUAUAUUUAGUUCUAUAAAAUAGUAAUUACAGACAUAUGUAUGUAUAUUAAUUUAUCAUAUCUUUUGUUAGCGAUGUAACUUUUUCAGCAAUAUUGUACAGCCAAUGCUUGUUAAUUCCAAAAUAGUAAAAUGUAUUUUGUUGCAUUGAGAGACGAUAAAAAAAAAA
Molecule: messenger RNA, 2206 nt
Organism: Pseudomyrmex gracilis
Lineage: Eukaryota; Metazoa; Arthropoda; Insecta; Hymenoptera; Formicidae
Gene: Lop2
Product: rhodopsin-like
Exons: 10
Coding region: 239-1516 (425 amino acids)
Biological process (GO): phototransduction; visual perception; G protein-coupled receptor signaling pathway
Cellular component (GO): membrane
Molecular function (GO): G protein-coupled receptor activity
Source: RefSeq, a predicted model, not a curated record